This is a messenger RNA of Triplophysa rosa, 1146 nucleotides long. RefSeq lists its product as uncharacterized. Bases 72 to 1133 code for a protein of 353 amino acids. The record is from RefSeq and is a predicted model, not a curated record. The transcript has 11 exons. NCBI's taxonomy places the organism in Eukaryota, Metazoa, Chordata, Actinopteri, Cypriniformes, Nemacheilidae.
UUUUGUCACUUCCUCUUCAGGGAGAGUCCUUACAUGGACGCUGUGUGUCUCAAUCUCGAUUUAAAAUCGAUAUGUUACUUAAAGAUAGAUUGAAUAACAGUGUAAAUAACAGUAUAGUUAUUUUGAAGAUGUUGCUCGGAUGUCGCUGCGCGCUGUUCGUCGCGUUGAUCUGCGCCGUUUCAGGUGUCAGUGCUCAGUAUGUGAAGGUGGGCGGUGAAGUUAGAUUUAAACCGAACCCUACACUAUCAUCUGGCAGCACCAUUACCUGGAAGUUCAAGGCAGUUAGUGGGAGUGUGUUUCGAGUGAUUGAAUUUGAUCACGGCGAAUCUUCAACUCCUCAGAAUCCUCUCUUUAAAGACAAUGCAGAAGCAGACAAGAACAAUGGAGAACUGACUUUAAAAAAAUUAACGAAGGACCACAGUGGUCUCUAUUACUUUGAGAUCAACAGCAAAGAGCAAGCGCAGAAAUUCACAUUGAAUGUUUUGGAGGAAGUCCAACAACCAGAGCUGCAACUAACGCCCGCAAGUGAUCCAAACGUGGCCAUGUACUUAGAAUGCCAAUAUGAGGCAACAAUCAUCUGGAAAUGUACUAAUAAAGAUACCCCGGGAGCUGGAUCACUAAAUGGCCAGAAAAUAGGAGAGUCCAUAAUAUUUGAAAGAACUAGGAAUCCAGACGCCUGCUGCACGUGUACACUAAAGAACGAAGUGAGCGAGAAAACCAGCCUACCGAUGUGUGAGAGAGAUAUCUUUCCUGAAGAAUCAAACGCAGGACUUGUUGCGGGGAUUUUAUCAGCUCUCAUCCUCAUCCUCAUCCUUAUAUGUGUCUUCAUUGCCCUGUACCUGUGCUGGGAUUCCUUUCACGAUGAUGUUCAUCGGAAAUGUGGAGCAGUACUUUGUCUGGGGGCAAUGUUGGGUGUUCUGGAUCAUUGCAGAAAUGUGAUGAAACCUCCACCGGCUGACGAACAUGCAGAUAUGACAACUGUUUAUCAAGAAGUAAAUAGAAAUAAGGAGAACAACGGAGAAGGGGAGCAUCUUAAUGGCCCACGUAACACUUAUGAAGAAAUGAAUGCACCACAGCAACCCGGUCCAACCACGGCUCUUAAACACGAGGAGAAAGCUGUUGCAGAAGGUUAAGACAAUAUUUGAG